This is a messenger RNA of Drosophila rhopaloa, 1436 nucleotides long. RefSeq lists its product as uncharacterized. NCBI's taxonomy places the organism in Eukaryota, Metazoa, Arthropoda, Insecta, Diptera, Drosophilidae. Bases 1089 to 1370 code for a protein of 93 amino acids. The record is from RefSeq and is a predicted model, not a curated record. The transcript is spliced from 2 exons.
UCAAAGCUCGCGCAUGCGAAUCGGGAAAAUCGGCCGACUCCGAUCGGAAUAUCAUUACGACUCGCGAUCGAUCAACCGGCAUUUUCUUGCCCGCCACUCUGGAUACGGUUUCAAAUCGCUAAACGUGCCAAGUUCCUUGAAAAUGUGCGAAAAUCGCUGAAUUAAACAACGCUCUCAUGUGACGUAUGCGUAAUGUGACCACAGUGCGGAUAAAUUUAAUAAUAUACUUACCUGAGUAUAAAUAGAUACGACUAUACGGUGUGUCAUUGUCUAGGAAUUUUGUGUUUCGUCUGCAAAAUGUGCAAAGUUUUUUACUGUUUACAUGGCGAAAUUCCAAGAGUUCCUGAGUCAUUGGCUAAGACGAAGAGAGAUUAGAUAACCAUCGACCAACCUUCUCGGGAAUAUAGAAAGUGGGACUUACACUAGUUUCACAAAUGUAUGCAAGAGUUUUGAAAAUGCAAAAAGAUUGACAAUAAUCUUCUAUUUAAUUAAACUUCGUUCAUAAAUUAAUAAAUUAAAUUUGUUUCUAAGUCAAAUAGAAUUUAGAACCAUCAAAAUACAUAGGUGUUUUAAAAAUUAAAAAAAAAACUGUUGGUUUUGAUAACCUAAACCAUUUGUUGAAAAAAGCCUCUUGCAUAUACUUUAAAUGAGUGAUUAUAUUAAAAGAUCAAAGAAUUGUAAGCCAAUUUGUACUCAAGUAAAACUCUUCGCACAAAAACUUCAAAAACGAAACAAAAACAAAGCUUAAACCAAUGAAAGUUAUGUGUGAAGAAAAUUAAAAUAAUAAAUAUAAAUAAGUGUUUUUUUGUAAAGCGUCCAACGCCGGCUCUGUAGAUGUAUUACGAAAACGAAUUUAACGAAAAGGCAUAAAGGAAAAAUCCACAAAGUACGUGCUAUAAAAAGUGAAAAAAAAGGGCAGAACGAACGAGGAAUUCGGCGCAAGAAGCUGGCCAAAAUCAACUUGAAAGGAUUUGCAGCUGGAACUGCAUCCAUCCAGAUAGAGAUACAGAUUCAGCUGCAUACACCCUUACCGAUACAGAUACGGAUACAUACAUGAGGCAGCCAACGAACCACAAAAGAUACAUGCCAUGUUCCCACUAACCAACCGCUCUUCGAGUGGCAAUCGCACCAACAACAGUACGAACAACAACAAUCAGACCACGAGCUUUAUAAUCGGAGGUACCAGCAAUAUUAACAACAACAACAACAACAACCAGAUCGGUGGCACCAGCAACACUAAGGAUAAAGGAAAUUUUGAAAAUAAUUGGAGCUGCAAUAAAACAACCGGUCGUCGAUCUGGAAGUGGAAAUAGCUGCAGUUUUUUAGGUAAGUUUCGAUUUAAACUAAUGUCUUCCGGCAUUUUACUUUAAUUAACACUUGUAAGUAAAUAUGAUAUUUAAAUAGACUCAAGCAGAACCUUAAGGUAAAUAAAGUCA